Molecule: messenger RNA, 3146 nt
Organism: Lagenorhynchus albirostris (white-beaked dolphin)
Lineage: Eukaryota; Metazoa; Chordata; Mammalia; Artiodactyla; Delphinidae
Gene: CFB
Product: complement factor B
Exons: 18
Coding region: 128-2425 (765 amino acids)
Biological process (GO): proteolysis; complement activation
Cellular component (GO): extracellular region
Molecular function (GO): serine-type endopeptidase activity
Source: RefSeq, a predicted model, not a curated record
GGAAGGACAUGUGACCAGGCUCAGGUCUGGAGUUUCAGCUUGGCCAUCGAGCCAAGCAGACACGCAGCAGGAGCCAGGAGAGGCCACCCUGCCACCAGCCCCAGUUUCUCUCCUGUCUUCUGUCACCAUGGGGAGCAAACGCAGCCCCCAACUCUGCCUGGUACCCUUGAUCCUGGGCCUCUUGUCUGGAGGUGUGAGCAUGACGCCAUUGCCUGAGGCUGGGCCCCAGAGCCCCUGCUCUCUGGAGGGAGUAGAGAUCAAAGGUGGCUCCUUCCGGCUUCUCAAGGCGGGCCAGUCACUGGAGUACUUGUGUCCUUCUGGCUUCUACCCAUACCCUGUGCAGAUUCGUACCUGCAGAUCCACGGGAUCCUGGAGCACCCUGCAGACCCAAGACAAAAAGAUUGUCAAGAGGGCCGAAUGCAAAGCAAUUCGCUGUCCCAGACCGCAGGACUUUGAGAACGGGGAGUACUGGCCCCGGGCCCCCUACUACAAUUUGAGUGACGAGAUCUCUUUCCACUGCUAUGAUGGUUACACUCUCCGGGGCUCUGCCAAUCGCACCUGCCAAGCGACGGGCCGGUGGGACGGGGAAACGGCCAUCUGCGACGAUGGAGCGGGGUACUGCCUGAACCCGGGCAUCCCCAUUGGCACAAGGAAGGUGGGCAGCCAGUACCGCCUUGAAGACACUGUCACCUACUACUGCAGCCGGGGGCUCACCCUACGUGGCUCCAAGCAGCGAACAUGUCAGGAAGGUGGCUCUUGGAGUGGAACGGAGCCUUCUUGCCACGACUCCUUUAUGUACGAUACCCCUGCAGAGGUGGCCGAAGCCUUCCUGUCUUCCCUGACAGAGACCAUAGAAGGAGUUGAUGCUGAGGAUGGGCACAGCCCAGGGGAACAACAGAAGAGGAAGAUUAUCCUGGACCCCUCAGGCUCCAUGAACAUCUACCUGGUGCUGGAUGGAUCAGACAGCAUUGGGUCCCACAACUUCACAGGGGCCAAGAGGUGUCUCAGCAACUUCAUUGAGAAGGUGGCAAGUUAUGGGGUGAGGCCAAAAUAUGGUCUAGUGACAUAUGCCACAGACCCCAAAGUUUUGAUCAGAGUGUCUGACCCAAAGAGCAGCGAUGCAGACUGGGUCACAGAGCAGCUCAACCAAAUCAACUACCAAGACCACAAGUUGAGGGCAGGGACUAACACCAAGAAGGCUCUCCUGGAAGUAUACAACAUGAUGAGCAGGGAAGUGAACAAACUCCCUGAAGCCUGGAACCGCACCCGCCACGUCAUCCUCCUCAUGACUGAUGGCUUGCACAACAUGGGUGGGGAUCCAGUCUCUGUCAUUCACGAUAUCCGGGACUUGCUGGACAUUGGUAGAAAUCGCAAAAAGCCCAGGGAGGAUUAUCUGGACAUCUAUGUGUUUGGGGUUGGGCCUCUGGUGGACCAAGACAGCAUCAAUGCUUUGGCUUCCAAGAAGGAUAAGGAGCAACACGUGUUCAAACUCAAGGACAUAGAUAACCUGGAGGAUGUUUUCAUACAAAUGCUUGAUGAAACCCGGACUCUGGGUCUUUGCGGCAUGGUUUGGGAGCACAAGAAAGGUACUGACUAUCACAAGCAACCAUGGCAGGCCAAGAUCUCAGUCACUCGUCCUUUGAAGGGACAUGAGAGCUGUAUGGGUGCUGUGGUGUCUGAGUACUUUGUGCUGACAGCGGCACACUGUUUCACUGUGGAUGACGAGAAACACUCAAUCAAGGUCAGCAUGGGAGGGAAGAAGCAGGAGUGGGAGAUAGAAGAAGUCCUAUUUCACCCAAACUACGACCUCAAUGCGAAAAAAGCAAAAGGUAUUCCUGAAUUUUAUGACUAUGACGUGGCCCUCAUCAAGCUCAAGAAGAAGCUCAAGUACAGCGAGACCAUCAGGCCCAUUUGUCUCCCCUGCACUGAGGGAUCGAAUCAAGCUUUGAGGCUUCCACAUUCAACCACGUGCCAGCAACAGAUGCAAGAGCUGCUCCCGGCAAAGGAUAUCAAAGCUCUGUUUGUGUCCGAGCUGUCUAAGGAUCAUAAGAAGACACUGAUUCGGAAGGAGGUCUACAUCAAGAAUGGGGAAAAGAAAACUGGCUGUGAGAGGGAUGCUCUACGUGCCAUAGGCUAUGACAAAGUCAAGGACGUCUCUGAAGUAGUCACCCCCAGGUUCCUUUGCACCGGAGGGGUGGCUCCCUAUGCUGACCCCAACACUUGCAAAGGUGAUUCUGGUGGUCCCCUGUUUAUUCACAAGAAGAGUCGCUUCAUUCAAGUUGGUGUGAUCAGCUGGGGCGUUGUGGACGUCUGCAAGGGGCAGCAACAGGUACCUGCUUACGCCCGAGACUUUCACAUCAACCUCUACCAAGUGCUGCCCUGGCUCAAGGAAAAACUCCAAGAUGAGGAUCUGGGUUUUCUAUAAGGGGUUUCCUGUUGGAAACGGGCAUGAGAUCAAAUUAAAACAACUACGACAACACCUGUGUUCAAGAUCCUUUUGGGGUAAAGGAGUGGGGAGCGUGCACUGACCAUGUUGUUACAACUGAGAUCGAAUCUAACAGCCGUUUUUAAAGGCUCAACCCCAAUCCCAAGUGCUGAAAAACCAGAGGCUGAGGGAGGUGUGUGAGCUUCCACCUCAGUGUUUUACUGAGACCAGCGCUGGGCCAGAUGAGGCACACGGAAUCCAGUUCCACUCCCUAGAAGCCGUCCACAAGGUUUUCCUUAUAGACGUCAUCACUGUAGACAAUCUGGGUCCUCUUGUCCCGGUGGCAACCCUUAGGGCUAUUCUGGACAGCUAGGGAGGGAGGAGAGUAUUCAUUAAGGUCUGAAGGAGGGCACUGAUGAGACCUGAGGCCCAGAGUUUGACCGCCUCAACUCUAGCCUCUGGCCCUUGGAUGCCCAGUUUCCAUGCUGCCCUCUGGUGGCCGGGAUGGCCUUUCUAUUAAUACCUUUAGCCCCCUUAGGCCAGCGGCUACCAACCCGUGGCCCCAGCAAAGAAGAGUGUACACUGUUAUCAUGGCACAUGCAAAUACCGUAAUGAGUGUUUUGUUCUUAGAAAAACGCCAAAUGUUAUCGUUGAGACGUGUGAAUAAUGUUAGCCCACAACUUUCAGUCAGUACACGAAAAAUUAAAAAAUCUCUAUAGUC